AUGCAGAGGCAUUAUAACGCCUGCGCUCUUCCGGUCAGAGACACCUUUUACCCAAGCUUCUACCCUUCCGUCGAAGCAAAAGACGACGCUCCAUAUCCCCGACCCUUCCACGAAUCCUCCACAAACACCCUCAAUAUGUUCAUAGCACGAAGCGAGUAUGAUCGUGGUAUCAACACCUUCUCGCCCGAGGGCCGUCUCUUCCAGGUCGAAUACUCGUUAGAAGCUAUCAAGCUCGGUUCAACAGCAAUAGGCGUGGCAACUGGCGAAGGUGUGAUCCUUGGUGUAGAGAAGCGCGUUACCUCCACCCUCCUCGAGACCUCUUCCGUCGAGAAGAUCGUGGAGAUCGACCGUCACAUCGGCUGCGCCAUGUCCGGUCUGCAAGCCGACGCCCGGAGCAUGGUCGAGCAUGCACGGGUCGAGAGCCAGAACCACGCGUUCAAUUACGCCGAGCCGUUGAGGGUGGAGAGCUGUACGCAGGCGAUAUGUGAUUUGGCGCUGCGGUUCGGCGAGGGUGCGGAUGGUGAGGAGAGCAUUAUGAGCCGGCCGUUUGGUGUUGCGCUGCUGAUCGCAGGAUACGACGAAGAUGGCCCCAGCCUAUACCACGCCGAGCCCUCCGGUACCUUCUACCGCUACGAUGCGAAAGCUAUUGGCUCCGGUUCCGAGGGCGCACAAGCCGAGCUGCAGAACGAGUUUCACAAGUCGCUUACCCUGUCCGAAGCAGAAGUCAUGGUGCUCAAGACGCUCAAGCAGGUCAUGGAGGAGAAGCUGGACAGCAAGAACGUGCAGUUGGCGAGCGUGACGAAGGAGAAAGGAUUCAGAAUCUACACGGACACGGAGAUGGAGGAAGUUGUCGGAAGGCUGCCUACGAACUAG
Paraphaeosphaeria sporulosa is the source of this 873-nucleotide messenger RNA. RefSeq names its product N-terminal nucleophile aminohydrolase. Gene Ontology annotation, biological process: proteasome-mediated ubiquitin-dependent protein catabolic process. NCBI's taxonomy places the organism in Eukaryota, Fungi, Ascomycota, Dothideomycetes, Pleosporales, Didymosphaeriaceae. Gene Ontology annotation, cellular component: nucleus; proteasome core complex, alpha-subunit complex; proteasome core complex. The transcript has 7 exons. The record is from RefSeq and is a predicted model, not a curated record. The coding region runs from base 1 to 873 and encodes 290 amino acids.